Messenger RNA from Ixodes scapularis (black-legged tick), 725 nucleotides. RefSeq lists its product as uncharacterized. The coding region runs from base 18 to 725 and encodes 235 amino acids. The record is from RefSeq and is a predicted model, not a curated record. The transcript is spliced from 3 exons. Lineage: Eukaryota; Metazoa; Arthropoda; Arachnida; Ixodida; Ixodidae.
GGGGGAUUUACGCCGAAAUGUCAGAGGCGAUGAAGUUAAUUGGGCAUAACAAGUCCAAGGAUCAAGUGCACAACAAGAUCGAAAACCUCACGAGCGUCUACCGGAAGCACCUGCGGACGGCCAGCACAACCGGAGCAGGAGGAGUGAACUGGCCGUUCUACUGGGAGAUUCACCGUUUCCUGGGAUCCCUGCCCGCAAACGACAACACUCUCGUGGACGAGAGCUUGUGUGCAGAUGAUGUGACACCAGCUGUGUUGGAGCUGCUUUCAGAAACACAGGCAGAGGAUGUCCCGUCAGACGACAUGAGGGACGACACAUCCGACGAGACGUCCCAGGAGCUGCCUGGUGCGAGUACCAGCGAACUGCCUGGUGCAAGUACCGGCGAGCUGCCUGGUGCGAGCACCAGCAAAUCUAGGAGCGGCCACAAUGCUGGCAGCAGCAACCCUGCUGGCCGUGGAAAGAAGGCCGGUGGUGCCAGUAAUGGCACAACUAUCAUGUUGCCGCAGGUGCCAGAGUCAGGAAAAAGGAAAGGACCUCCGCACCCCUCUGCCACCCUCGCAAAGGCGGUAAUUGAGGAGCAGAAGUUGCUCCGUUUAAGUUUGGAAACGGCUCGGGGCCGUGAGUUCACUCUGCGGGAGCAGGAGCUCAAAAUUCAAGAAAAAGCACUGGCCGUGCAAGAAAAGCUUGCGAAUGCCAUGAUGGCCUUUUUCAAUAAAACAGGCUAG